ACACCAAAAAAGAUCAGUUGUGUGCGGCGACUCUCCAGCGAUAGACGUGUUUCUUCCACGGGAAGAGUAAACAAAAUAAGUAAAAGCGGAAAACGGGAAAAAUUUUGUGGUGUAGCGGUAAAGUGAAAAUAUAUUUAGGUCUUUUCUUAAAUACUAUUUCUAAUACUCACUCGCACGAUCACUUGUACUCAACAUGAAUUUUUAAACAAGACAUAUUUAGAUAACAAAGAGAUACUUGAAGUAAAAGAACUUAUUUUAGUUUUUUUGUUUAAUUAAAUGCAGCAAAAAUAAACAAAUUUUUAAAAAAUAGAAAUUAUUUGUAUUUAACAAAUAAAUUAAUUUAAAUAAAAAAAAACACAAAGAGAAAAAUUUCAACAACAACUACUAUACAAUAGCAGUCGACAGCUUACGUCCACGACCUUAUUAAUAAAAAAUUAUUUAAAUAUUAAAGCAGAUAAAAAUUAAACAAAAAAGAAAGAAAAAGUGAAUCUUUUGGGAAUAAACAACAACAACAUAAAAAAAUACAAGUAAAUAAUUAAAAAAAAUAUAUUUAAAUUGUGUUUAAGAGAGCAAAGCAUAAAGCUGGGAUUAAAAAAAAAGAAAAUAUUAUAAAAUAAAUAAAAAAAGAAAUCAAAUUAAAUUAUAAUAAACAAAAAAGUUGUUUGCGGGAAACAAACAACAUUCAAAAGAAGCUGUUUAUCUACAUAGAUCUGUUGUAAGAAAAAAUAAAUAAAUAUUAUUUAUUUAUUUGGUUUUUUUAUAUUUUUUGUUAAAAUAAUAGAGCAACGUGAGGUAAUUAAAAGUGCAACAACAAGAAAUCAACAAAGUUAACGUAGCCAGCUAUUUAGUCCAAACGUCAUUCUACAUUUUGAUGCUGUAAAAUCUAGUUGAAGAUUUCGGAACUGCGACCAGAGUAGUGUAAAAUAAGUUUUCUUUUGUGAUUUGGAUGAAAAAUACAAGAUCAUAACGGCUACUCGAAUUUGUUAUUGUACAACAACAUUAUGACCCCAACAAAGACCAUCAUAAUAUGGAUGGUCAUAUUUGCAUAUAUGGGCUGGAACCAAAUUGGGGUCUUGGGUUUUCCAACUCUACACAAUUUCCGACGCCAGGUGGUAAAUUGGACACAACCCGAAGAUGAAUGGGAAAUCCUUUCGUUACCACGUAGCAUAACACCUCAUGUAGAGCUUAAACACUAUGACAAUCGCACAAAUGCCGAACCCUCGGAAAAAGAUGACGAAGAGUUCCUCGAACGUCUAAGAAAACUGAAAAAUCGAACAUCUACCUCUCGCAUGUUGUGGUACGGCGAUAAUACACCCGAUGGUCUGGCCUAUCCACCAUUUGUCGAUAAAGCUUUAAAACUGCUAAAUCUAAAGCAGGUUUCCUAUGAAAUCGAAAAUAGUCUUUUAUCCAAAGUAUCGUGUACGGCCUGUAAGGCAGGAGCAGGUCUACUCUUGCACUAUAUACACACGGGCAAGUCAGAACAGGAAAUCAUUAAAAUGAUUUAUCAGUUUUGCGCUAAUCUCAAUAUACAAAGCCCACGGGUAUGUGAGGGUGUUUCCAGUUUGUUUGGCACAGAGGUGGUGUAUGUUUUACAGCGCACUACUCUUAGUCCCGAUGAGAUUUGUAGUUUUGUUAUAGGAGAUGGUUGUGAAGAUAUCUAUAAUCCUUAUCAUGAAUGGGAAGUUAUAUUCCCACCAGUACCUAAACCGCCAGUACUAGAGCUACCAGUACCUAAAGAGGGUGCUCCUUUCUUUAAAGUUUUGCAUAUAUCCGAUACUCAUUACGAUCCUCAUUAUGUUGAGGGUUCGAAUGCCGAUUGUAAUGAACCUCUGUGCUGCCGUUUGAGUAGCGGUAGACCCUCAAAUCCCAAUGCAGCUGCCGGUAAAUGGGGUGAUUAUCGUAAGUGCGAUACCCCUAAAAGAACUGUCGACAACAUGCUCUCCCAUAUUGCUGAUACUCAUAAUGAUAUUGAUUAUAUAUUAUGGACUGGUGAUCUGCCCCCGCAUGAUGUUUGGAAUCAAACGAAACAGGAAAAUUUGGAAAUUAUUAAAGAAACUGUUAAACAAAUGACUGAGAAAUUCCCUGGUGUACCUAUUUUCCCAGCUCUGGGUAAUCAUGAAAGUGCACCUGUCAAUAGUUUCCCCCCACCUUAUGUUAAUCAAGUGGAAAAUUCAAUAUCUUGGCUUUAUGAUGAAUUAGAUGUGCAAUGGCGCAGAUGGUUGCCUCAAAGUGUUUCGCAUACCAUACGCAGAGGAGCUUUCUAUUCGGUUUUAGUUAGACCCGGUUUUCGUAUUAUAUCUCUUAAUAUGAAUUAUUGUAAUAAUAAGAACUGGUGGUUACUUUUAAACUCCACUGAUCCCGCCACUGAACUGCAGUGGUUCAUUUACGAACUUCAAAGUGCCGAAUUCUCCAAUGAAAAGGUACAUGUUAUUGGUCAUAUACCACCCGGGCAUUCAGAUUGUUUAAAGGUGUGGUCCCGCAACUUCUAUAAAAUCAUCUCACGUUAUGAGAACACUAUAAUGGCACAAUUCUAUGGUCAUACUCACUACGAUGAAUUUGAAAUGUUCUAUGAUCCUCAUGAUUUGGGACACUCCAAUAACAUUGCCUAUAUUGGCCCCUCCGUUUCACCCUAUUAUGAUUUAAAUCCUGGCUAUCGUAUUUACUAUGUGGAUGGUGAUCAUGAUACCACUACUCGCCUUGUGGUUGAUCACGAAUCUUGGAUUAUGAAUUUGAAGGAGGCCAAUUUAUAUGAUUAUCCUAUUUGGUAUAAAUUGUAUACGGCUAGAGCUGCUUAUAAUAUGAAAGCUUUGAGACCUGUGGACUGGGAUAAUUUGAUAAAUGAGCUGACGCAUAAUCAAGAGUUAUUUGAUUUGUAUUAUAAAAACUAUUGGAAGAACUCCCCCGUAAGACCCACAUGUGACUCGGAGUGUCGAAAGCGAAUCUUGUGUGAUGCCAAGAGUGGACGUUCACACGAUCGUCGUCACUUCUGCUCGGCUCUAGAGGCUAAAGUAGACGAUGUAUCGGGUAAAUCAUGGAAAUCAUGGUUCUAUCGUGGUCUUAGUAAUUCGGUUGCCAACACUUUGAGUUUAGCACGCCAUAUUAUAUAAAUUUUAAAAGAUUUUAAAAACGUAAAUUUAUAGCUGCACUCAUUUUCACUCAUAAUUGGUUUAUUUUAAGUUAAAAAAUUUAUAAUUAUAAAUAUUUUGGUAAUGGUUUAUUUUGUACAAUUAACAAAUUUUACUGCUAACUUAACAGUGGCCUGAUAGCACUUGAUCUAAAUAAGGAUAAACAUCUGCUAUACAAAACUAAUGAGCAAACCCAGGCCGAGGAACACAAUGGAAUUGAAACCACCACCGAGUGGCAGGUGCCGGAUGUUAUUAUAUCUUAUGGUUAA
This is a messenger RNA of Lucilia sericata (common green bottle fly), 3394 nucleotides long. RefSeq names its product sphingomyelin phosphodiesterase. The coding region runs from base 1002 to 3107 and encodes 701 amino acids. Gene Ontology annotation, molecular function: acid sphingomyelin phosphodiesterase activity. Gene Ontology annotation, cellular component: lysosome. Lineage: Eukaryota; Metazoa; Arthropoda; Insecta; Diptera; Calliphoridae. Gene Ontology annotation, biological process: sphingomyelin catabolic process; ceramide biosynthetic process. The record is from RefSeq and is a predicted model, not a curated record. The transcript is spliced from 8 exons.